CUUUCCAGAGUCUGUCCAAACAUUCUUCACAACAGCUUUUUCCACACAUUUGGAGAACAGUUCAACUCUAUGACUAGUGAAAUCUUCUCUUAUCACAACACCAGUGCCUUCAGCAGCCGUUUCUUGGGAUAAAUUUGAUUUUUUAAGUUUAAAUUAUUAACUUUGAGAAAAACAGCCCUUGACUUCUCGCCACCCUUUCUUCCAACUCUCUAGCACACUUCCAUAUCGUCUUCAGUCAAUUUCAUAGACAUCUUCUAGUUUGUUCAUUCGGUCGCUCUUCAAAACCAAAAAUCGUCAAGUUGCUGCAUUUCCUCGAAUAUCGGUCGAUUCGAUCAUAUUUCCUCUCCAUUAUUGUUUUGUAAUGCAAAAAAUCAUUCGUAUGCCUAUCUACCUUCUCAACUAUGACCUUGUUUUCAUCCCUGAUGUUUGUAAUGUCAGCUUGCAUAUUUGUCAUUGUUGUUUAGAUCUGCGACAGUUUCAAUUCGACUAUUUGAUUAUCGUGUUCGACACAUUGUCCGCUAUGGUUUUUAAGAAUGAUUCAUUGCUCAAGUAGUUCUUCAGCGCUUUGUUUACCUCGGACGCAAUUUCAUCUCGGAUUUCUCUUGUGAUCACCAUUUUCUUGAGAUUCAUACCAAAUAUACUCAGUAGUAGAAAUUAAACAAUGGAAUGAACCGUCAAUCUUCAGUGAAUUUAUCCGAUAUACCAAUAAACUCUUAGGCCCAGUUUCACCAAAUGCUUUAAUCUUGACUUAGCUCUUAAGUGAGGCUUUAGAUCACGAUUAAUGUAAUGUAGCGUUUCACCACACUCCAAAGCGCCAUUUAAUCGACCAAUCGCGAUUUAGCACUAAUCGGCCAUUUUUGGAGGAUUAUAACCUUUCAAGCUGAGAUUAAUAAUUAUUUGGAACUCUUGUCUAUGUAAUUAUUUUUCCGGGAAUUUCGUUAAAAUGGCCUUUCGACGAGUAUAUGAUCUUGCCUUUGAAGAUGAUGAUAGUGAUGAAGAAUUUGUCGUUCGACGUCCUCGAUGGAUCCGAGAAAGAGAAGAUCAUUUCCAAAAUUUGGACAAUGCGGAUUUUGAGAAAAGAUUCCGUCUCUCAAAAAAAGCUGCACUCCAAAUACUGGGUUCAAUUGAGGAACAAAUUGAAUUUGCAAACGACAAGAAUAAUUCUGUUUCUCCAAUGAAUCAGUUACUAUGCACCUUACGAUACUAUGCUACUGGUUGUCACCAAAUGACAGUUGCAGACUUCACUGGAAUUAGUAAAUCGACAGCCCACAGAAUAAUUCAUCGAGUGAGUACUGCUAUUGCCUCUCUCCGUCCACUGCAUAUAACAUUCCCUGAAACUCAGGAGGAAAUUCGAAGAACACAGACUGAAUUUUUCGGAAUUGCAAGCUUUCCAAGGGUUUUGGGUGCCAUCGAUUGCACUCAUGUUAAAAUUAAAACUCCAGGUGGUGAUAAUGCAGAGCUGUUUCGUUGCAGAAAGGGUUACUUUUCACUGAAUGUUCAGGCUAUAUGCAAUGCCAAACUUGAAUUCACAGACGUAGUUGCGAGGUGGCCUGGAAGUAGUCAUGAUUCCACCAUAUUCCGUAAUUGCUAUCGGAAAGCUAUGUUUGAUGAUGACAGAUAUGGAAAUGCUGUCCUAGUAGGAGAUAGUGGAUAUUCCUGUACCAAGUAUUUCAUGACUCCUUUUGAAAAUUGUUUGAACCCUGCGGAACAAUUAUACAACGAAUCUCAAAUCAGAACGAGAAACCCUGUGGAAAGAAUGUUUGGAGUUUGGAAAAGACGCUUUCCUGUAUUAUCGUUAGGUUUUAGAAUCGAUUUGGAUAAAGUAUUUCCUCUAAUAGUGGCAACGGCUGUACUUCACAAUGUCCUACGAAGACGUGGGGAAGAUGUCCCACCUUUUGAUGCUGAGUUUGAAGCCAACCUACCAGCACCAUGGGAUGUUAUAAUAGAUCAGGGAGACAUGGGACAAAAUCCCAUAGCAGUCUUAGGUCAUCCAUUGAACGAGAGGAGAGAUUACCCUGAGCACCGAGAAAGACGUACUAUGGUUCAUCAAUACUUCACAAGGCUGGUAAUGCUAGAGCGACAGCGCAGGGAAAUUGGAAGGGUUGUAGUGGAAGAACAUGAAGAGAUUGCGGAAGAUCCACAUCCAGAAGUGAGGCAGGAUCAAUAGGACUUAAGACAUUGAAAACAGCUGACAAAGAAAAAAAAAUCACUCGCAGCCAGCAAAUUUUUUUCUAAUUUU
Messenger RNA from Harmonia axyridis, 2239 nucleotides. Its product is annotated as putative nuclease HARBI1. The transcript has 4 exons. The record is from RefSeq and is a predicted model, not a curated record. Lineage: Eukaryota; Metazoa; Arthropoda; Insecta; Coleoptera; Coccinellidae. Bases 944 to 2167 code for a protein of 407 amino acids.